AUGUGUACAUUAGAUUGUAACAGCAGUUAUCAUGUACAGCUGGUCAAUCCCGUCCAGGUCAGAAUGAACUUGUCGAUGGGCGUCACACAGAUCUUCGUCUGGCCUUUCAUCUACAUCAACAUCAUCAUGCUGUUCACCUUCUACAGAAAACAGGCUUUCAGAACUGAAACUCGCUACAUAUUGUUCGCUCAUACCUUAAUUUUGGACCUGAUCUUUUUGAUACUGACUGAUUUUGUGGUCCUUAUAUCAUACAACUAUGUACUGAUGCCCGUGGCACUGUGCAUUCCGUUGUGCAUGCUUAUGGAGGCAGUUACAACAUGCACACCAUUAACUAUCACUGCAAUGUGUGUGGAGCGAUACAUAGCUAUCUGCAUGCCUCUCAGACACAAUGCCAUCUCUACGGUCAGCAGGACCCUUACUGCUAUUUUUGUCAUUUGGAUUAUCAGCAUCAUACAGCCAUUUGUGGACCUGUUUAUCCUCGUUGCAACCACCUCACAAGAUUAUCUGUUGGAGCUUACCUUCUGUCAUUAUGAGAUCAUGAUGACAGAGAACUGGCAACGGUUCAUGAGGGGUAUUUUAUAUAUUAUAACUUUCAUCAUUAUUUUUCUUAUCGAGCUGUUUUGCUAUGUGAUGAUUGUACUUGCUGCCCGGGCAGCCUCUACUGACAAGAAGUCCGCUGUUAAGGGUCUCCGGACCAUCUCUCUACACAUGCUCCAGCUUUUUCUGUGUACCAUUGCGAGUGUUUGUCCCUAUAUUGAAGAAGUAGUCAUUAACACAGAUAUAGAGGUAUAUUUGUCAGUUCGCUUUUUUAAUUUUAUAUUAUUUAAUGUUAUAGCCAAAGCGGUAAGUCCACUUGUUUAUGGACUCAGAGAUGAGAAAUUUUAUGCAACUAUGAAGUACUACAUCAGAUGUAAACAAACUCAAGUUUCAUCUGAAAGUCAAGAACCAAACACAUAGAAAAUCUGUGGAAA
Molecule: messenger RNA, 971 nt
Organism: Trichomycterus rosablanca
Lineage: Eukaryota; Metazoa; Chordata; Actinopteri; Siluriformes; Trichomycteridae
Product: odorant receptor 131-2-like
Exons: 1
Coding region: 1-957 (318 amino acids)
Biological process (GO): detection of chemical stimulus involved in sensory perception of smell; G protein-coupled receptor signaling pathway
Cellular component (GO): membrane
Molecular function (GO): G protein-coupled receptor activity; odorant binding; olfactory receptor activity
Source: RefSeq, a predicted model, not a curated record